CUGGGAAUUGUUUACGACCCUUUCGCAACGCCAUUUGCAGGAGGAGACGUCGACUGUGCUCAAAUUGGACUCCAUAGUAACUCCAAUUGCCGAGCUUCUACCUGUGCCUCGUCAUUCAAUCAAUAAAUUCCCCUCAUUUUACACCCAACAGCUCCCUUUCAUCAAGGAUUGCCGGCCUCUCUGCAGGCGCAUCACCAACAAUGAACAACCGCCCAGUCGAGCAGGCCUUGGGUACUCUGGUGCCUACCCAUGCCGGUGAUCUGCCCCAAGAGCUACUCAGCUUAGCCUUGAAUCUUGUUGCGCAGUCUCGUGCCUUUUCCGCCAGCUUGAAGCCCGAAGAAGAGAUCGCCCGACCCUACGCUUGUGCGGAGAUUGCUUGCAAGAGGUUAAGUCGAGCUCUCAAGCUCCCUCCUCUACUCGGCCGCCCACCAUGUCCGCCGCGCGUUUACAAGAAGCUCUACACAUUCCUCGACAAUUCUCUUUCUGCUAGUUCAGCAGGAAUAAACCGCUCCGCGAGUGGCUCAAUUCCCGGAACACCGUCGAGAUCCGGAUCUACACAGACCACUCCCACCAAGACACGUAAUACCCCUUCCAGGGCUGCACCUACACCUCGCGGCCUCCAGAACACACCAUCCAAGUCCACGCCGUUGAAGCGAAGUGUUAGCGUGGCUAACAAACUAGCAUCGCCGUCAAAAUCAGCACGCAAAGCAGCCCCAGAACGGUCCAAUGGGCUAGCCAACUCAACAAUCAUUCCAGAUGCCCCAGCGUGGGUGAUGACCGCGAUCCGAACAAUCUGCAAGACGCUUUCAACACCAGCACCACGCACCACAAGCCUGUCCAGGCCUCCAAUUUCAAGGACAUUGCCUCCCCACAUUUUUGCCGGUGUCUCAUCCAUCCUCUAUCUCACGGCAAGCAUGUCCAAUGACGAGGAAGGGAUGGACGAAGAGACACUCGAUUUUCUAGAACCAAUCGUGUCCAUUCAAGGCAACGAAGAUGAUUUCAAAGAGCUUGUGUAUGCGAUGAUUGUUGCAGUCUAUUUCAUCGUGCUAGCCCGCCGAAGAAACCCUGCGCCCUCGGCUGAUGGCGAGGUAUCGAAUACCGACGCACAAAAGAUGGACAAGAAGACAUUCAUGGAGAUGCGUCAGACUGCAUUGACCAGCCUGGGUCUUCCCAACUCCAGGCGGCAUCGUGAUGAUGUCGAUCAGUGGAUUGCUUUGAUCAUGGAACAAGGUUGGGCGAGUGGCAAGGAAUGGUUCGAUAAUAUCCCUCUUGCCGGUGAACUGCAUGGCGAAGACGAGGAGGGAAUUUCAUUUCGCCACCUUGAUGAAGAGGAUGCCGCGUUUAGAGGUGUCAAGCUACCCAAACGCAAUGAUGGCACCGCUGGGGCUCGCCCGGGACAGCCUAGCAAGCAGACUCAUGGCGGGCUCUUGCCCGGUCUCGGCACUAUGAUGCAAGAUCGGGUGGACUAUCUGAGUGAGGAUCGUCGGGAUGAUUAUGUCGAGUGGAAGGCAGAUAUACUAGCUCGCAUUGAGGGUGCGACUCCUAGGGCCGGACGUGCUGCAGCAUGAGUUUUGAAUUUGAGGCGCGCUUGGAAGGAAAUAGGCGUUAGACCGAAUAUGAUACCCUUUGCAAUGAGACAACCAAGAUAUCCGUCAUGUUUGAAAUAUGCGAAGAGAACGCGAAAUAUCUAAUCUCUAUCGAUGAACAUCCACCACAUCCAUUCACAUCACGUAGUCUAUGCGCUGGAUCCAACCAGUAAAUGAAACCAAGGAAAAAGGGCAACAAGAAAAAUACUAUCUGACAAGGCGCCAGGCUUCCAGAGCCAUGGUAAAGCAUCUCAAAACGCCAAAACCCGCGAGACCCAGGUACGCCUCAAUACCAAAUGCUUCGAGUCCGAUGGUGCGGGAUACUCUCAUUCUUCUCCUGCUCUAGAGUCUUCAUCGUAUCAUACAAAAAGAAGUCGAUCAGGAUCGCGUUGAUACCGUAUGUCUUUUGUGGUUGUUCGAUGUUUUCGGUGCCAUUCUGAGCGUCAGUGUCGUCGUUCUCCACAGAUUUGAAAACCCCUUUCUUGCCGGCUGAUUUAACUUCUGGGUGACGUUUCUCGAUUUCGCGCUUGAUCAGCUCCACGCACCAGAUGCUGGUGCCGCGGAGUUCGACCUCCCAGUUUGAACCGGGUGUGAUGGGCUUCAGGCUGCGGAUGUGGGACUCCAGGGAAGGUGAGUAGCGCAUGCAGCCGAGUUGAUGCAGCAUCUGGGGGAUGCGGUAGUCUG
Molecule: messenger RNA, 2270 nt
Organism: Penicillium brasilianum
Lineage: Eukaryota; Fungi; Ascomycota; Eurotiomycetes; Eurotiales; Aspergillaceae
Source: the annotation of a GenBank genome assembly